This is a messenger RNA of Chelonoidis abingdonii (Abingdon island giant tortoise), 1085 nucleotides long. The record is from RefSeq and is a predicted model, not a curated record. Lineage: Eukaryota; Metazoa; Chordata; Testudines; Testudinidae.
CUGUCCCCAAGGGAGUUAAGCGAUUGUGUUUGUAUCUGGAUUGUUCUGAAUUGCAUGUACUAAUGUAAGGUGUCAAUUCCGUGGUGAGCCUGCUCGGCUGGCUGGCAGCGCCCAGCCUGGCACUGGAUGCCAUCACAGCUCUGCCCACUUCAUUUCAGCUCCCCCGAUGUCUGACCUGGAGUUCGGUGGCAUGUCCAUAAAGGAGGUGGAAAUGGAUGGCAAGUACAAACCACCGCAGCCCCAUUGGUACGAGGUGUAUGCCCAGCCCUGUGUGGCCGAGUUCCUCGGGUCGGCAUUGUUCAUCUUCAUCGGGUGUGCGUCAGUGAUUGAGAAUGUGGACGGCACGGGGAGGCUGCAGCCCGCCCUGGCACACGGGUUGGCUCUUGGGCUCAUCAUCGCCAUUUUGGGAAACAUCAGCGGUGGCCAUUUUAACCCAGCUGUCUCCUUGGCCGCAUGGCUGAUCGGUGGGCUGAACAUCAUGCUGCUUAUCCCUUACUGGCUCUCCCAGCUGUGUGGGGGGCUGAUCGGAGCUGGCCUGGCAAAGAGGCGCUAUAUCUGGAGCUUGCAUGAACCCUGCCAGAGCUUUUGGACCAGCGCUUGUAGCAAACUACUGGGACUAUCACUGGGUUUACUGGGUAGGGCCCAUGGUAGCCAGCCUGCUAGUUGGUGCAUUGAUAAGGCUCCUGAUUGGCGACAGGAAAAUCCGCCUGCUCCUGAAGUGAGCCCUGGAUUGGGCCUGCCUGCGGGACACAAUCACUUAUGGAUAGGAAAUUGGCUCUACUUGGCCCUCGGGAGAAACUCUGCUUCACCACACACCAGUGCCUCUGUUCUCACUGUCUGGCCACGUGGAGCUGCUCUGGGAUCCCAGCUUUCCAGUCUGUUUCCCCCAGAGAGCAGGUGUUGGCAGGAUGAGCCCACUUGAAGCUACAGAUUCUGUAAAAAAACAAACAAACCCAAACCAAAAAAAUCGAUUGUGUUGAGAUUAAAGAAAAGGCCUGGCUGGCUGGGUAGGACUGCUAGAAGCCCUGGCUUUUCCUCUCUAGGCUGGGGCAGUGCCUCUUGCUACUGCACAAACGGCAGCCAGA